AUGGCUUCCACCAACACCAAUGAGAUCAUCCAGCUAAAUGCUCCACUCACUUUCCUAUCAAACUCACCACCACCAACUUCCCAGUUUGGCGCCGGCAGGUUCACGCCACUCUUGUUGGCCUCAAUCUCAUGGGCUACGUUGAAGGUCACGACGGCUCAUGAUGCGUGGCAACGCCUUGUUGCAGAUUAUGCUAGUGCCUCCCGAGGACGUAUUAUCUCCCUCAAGGCCAAGCUAACCAGAAACCCGAGAGGCUCUCGGUCUAUCUCAGCAUAUCUCAAUGAUAUGCGAGCCGUAGCUGACGAUCUUGCCUUGGCUCAGUGUCCGGUGUCUGAGGAAGAUUUGCUCGUGCACAUUCUGACUCAGCUAGGAGAAGAGUACAACUCCAUCAUUUCUGCAGUCCGCGUUCGUGAGAAACCUCUCUCGUUGGGUGAGUUAGCCGAUGUGCUACCUGACCAUGAACUUCAGUUGAAGGAUGCAGAUGAUUCACGCCAGUUGUUAGCAACUACCAAUGCUACCCAGCGGACUUCGUCCCCUCGAAACAACCGACAGUUGAACUUCAAUCGCAAUACCCAUACCAAUACUAACAAUUACAGAGCGAAUAGAUCGACUUGGAAACAAGGUGACACUAAUCGGCCCACUGUUAUAUGCAAGUUUUGCAACUUUGCAGGACAUGAGACGAAAGUUUGCCGCAAGCUGGCUAGGUUCCUAAAAGAGCAUAAUGUCCUCACCACCCAGAUGCCACCUACAGCCCAGUCUGCGCUAGUAUCUCCACCCUGGAUGUUUGACAGCGGUGCAUCGCAUCACGCCACUUCUAGUCUCGAGUCACUGCAGUCAAUCUCUGAGUACAAUGGACCUGAUGAGGUUCGCCUGGGUGACGUCUGUUAUCCCUACUCCAUCCUCUGUCCUUAA
Ipomoea nil (Japanese morning glory) is the source of this 909-nucleotide messenger RNA. RefSeq lists its product as uncharacterized. Bases 1 to 909 code for a protein of 302 amino acids. The transcript has 3 exons. Lineage: Eukaryota; Viridiplantae; Streptophyta; Magnoliopsida; Solanales; Convolvulaceae. The record is from RefSeq and is a predicted model, not a curated record.